CUCACAGCCACGCGGUAAAAUUUGUAUUUUUUACUCACUCUUUGUGACUUUUUCUUCAAUCUACGUCACCUUAAACCCCUCUAAUGCUCACAUUGUCGCUGCGCCGGCUGCUCGGUGGACGCGGCAAGCAGUUCCUGGCCCUCUCUCUCCUGACUCUGACCCUCCUGACCCUCCUCUACCGUAGCCGCGUAACAAAGCCACAGCAUGAAUGGGACCCGCACACGUUCCCGAGCGCCGAGCACCAAACGCUAGUGCGGCAGCGGCACAGUCGCCCGCCGGUAUUCGGCGACCACCCAGCACCCGACUGGUCCGCCACAGCCGCCCAGCAGCUGGAGCUCAACCAGGUGAUACAAAGCGCGCUGCGCACAGGCCACCCAACCGACGACAGCAUGUUGUGGGUGUCGCGGCGGAACAGCGUGGUCAGCGCGGCAAAGAAUGCCUGGGAUGCCUAUGUCCGCGAUGCCUUUGGCAGCGACGAGUAUCACCCAAUGUCGCAUAAGGGCAGCAACAUGACGGUGGGCGGCUUCGGAUACCAUAUCGCGGAUACCCUGGACACGCUGCUUUUAAUGGGCUUGAAGGACGAGUACAAGCGCGGGCGCGACUUUUUGGUAAACAACAUCAGCUUCAACCAGUCCGGCGCUGUGUCGCUGUUUGAAACCACGAUUCGCGUCCUUGGCGGGCUCCUGUCGGCCUACCACCAUUCAGGUGAAAACGACGCGCAGCUGCUGGAAAUGGCCAGAGACCUGGGAGAGAGGCUGGCGAGAUCAUUCGCCACCGACACGGGCAUCCCGCCUGAAACCGCGUUCCUGCAGCAGGUAGGUAAGCCGCACGCAGGUCUGUCGAGCACGGCCGAAGUAGCCACUCUGCAGCUCGAGUACCGCUAUCUGGCCAAGCUCACCAACAGCAUGGACAAGUUCCGGGCGCCGGUCGACCGCAUCAUGUCUGUCAUCUUCAAGGCGCCCAAGUACGACCACCUUGUGCCAAUCUACAUCAACGGCGUCACUGGGAACUUUACUGGCGACGACAUCCGCCUUGGCUCACGCGGCGACAGCUACUACGAAUACCUGCUGAAGCAGCACCUGCAGACCCGCCAGACCGAGAACGAGUUCAGACGCGAGUACGACAGCGCGAUCGAGGGCGUGAAAAAGUACCUGGUCGACACGACUCCCAACCAGAAGCUGACGUUCAUUGGCGAACUGACCAACCUCAAGCACGGCCCGCUGUUCAGCCCCAAGAUGGACCACCUCGUGUGUUUCAUGGGCGGCAACCUUGCACUGGGCGCUACGAGCGGCCAUUCGCUUGCUAAUCUGCCGCCGCAGUCCCUCAGUGCGCGCGACCGCGAGGAUCUGAUCCUGGCCCGCGAGCUGACAGAGACCUGCGCCCACAUGUAUUUCGACACCCAGUCAGGGCUAGCCCCCGAAAUUGCCUACUUCAGAUGGACUGACCGCCGUACCAACAAGGAAAAGGCGUUCGACAAGGACGACCAGCUGACACUGCCCGAUGGCGAUAUCCUGGUGCACGCACCGGACCGUCACAAUUUGCUUCGGCCAGAGACGGUCGAGUCGCUGUUUAUCCUGUGGCGGAUCACAAGGGAGCAAAAGUGGCGAGACUAUGGUUGGCGCAUCUUCCUGGCCUUCGAAAAGUGGGCAAAGUACAAGGAGGGCGGGUACACGUCCUUGCACGAUGUCACAGUGGUUCCGCCACCGCGCGAAGACAAGAUGGAGACGUUCUUCAUGUCGGAGACACUAAAGUAUCUGUACUUGCUUUUCAGCGACGACUCGGUGGUCCCACUGACUCACUACGUGUUCAACACCGAGGCGCACCCGCUACCCGUCUUUACAUGGUAAUUUAUAAAGCCUAGUAAAACACCACAUAUAUCA
Molecule: messenger RNA, 1880 nt
Organism: Linderina pennispora
Lineage: Eukaryota; Fungi; Kickxellomycota; Kickxellomycetes; Kickxellales; Kickxellaceae
Exons: 1
Coding region: 84-1847 (587 amino acids)
Biological process (GO): carbohydrate metabolic process; N-glycan processing
Cellular component (GO): endoplasmic reticulum; membrane
Molecular function (GO): calcium ion binding; mannosyl-oligosaccharide 1,2-alpha-mannosidase activity
Source: RefSeq, a predicted model, not a curated record